CUCACCAUACCGGCUUCCCGAAUGCUCUCUGCAUGAAGUAACAAUGGACACAGCCCAUUACCAGACGUAUGCAGCGGGGCAUUUGGCGAAAGUAACUCCUGUUCAUCUCGUUGGUCACUUAUAUGUUUUGCUUCUCUGCCGCUCUCAUGAACGCCUCGCACAUCCAGCUCGCCCAGUCUUUCGUUCAGUCCUAGUGACUUACAUUCUUUUUGCCGCGCCGAAGUCGCAUUUCUGUUUCUUCUGAUCUUGAUUGAUCAAUUACGUUCUCUACUGGCUGGCCACGAUGAAGUCAAUCAUUCCUUCUGUUGCAGGUUUCACUAUAUUCAUUUCUUUACUAGCGCACACGCAAGCCGCUUCCAAUACUACGGGUGGCCCAUCAUGCGGGGUUUCUAAGGCAGACGAUAGCUACUUCAGCGUUGUAGGAGUUCAAGGAACUGGUGUACACCCAAGGCAGGAACUGCGUGAGCUUGAGAAGGACACUGAAACGUGGAAUAUCUUCUUACAGGCCUUCGCGCGGUUCCAGGCCAUGGAUCAAGGCGAGAAGGUGUCUUACUAUAAAAUCGCAGGGAUACAUGGAGUCCCAUUCGGGCAAUGGGACGGCGUUACGGGUGUGGAAGGCCAAGAAAUGAUGGGCUACUGCCCUCACGCGAGUAACAUGUUUGGUUCCUGGCAUAGACCAUAUCUUGCUCUCUUUGAGCAAAUCCUUCAUGACCGCGCUAUCGAGAUUGCGAAAGAGUAUCCGACUGGAGAGGCUCAAGAUAAAGCUAUGGACGCGGCUGACAGAGUGCGCCUGCCGUACUGGGACUGGGCUAUGAAUCCGCCUAACAGCGAUGAAGGAUGCAUGCCCGCUAGUCUGCGUCGCCCGACAGCUACUGUUGCAUUUCCGAACGGGACCACCGGUAACAUUGCCAAUCCUUUGUACCGUUACGAUUUCCAUCCACUGAACUACGAUGACUUUGCACCUCUGAGUGAGUUCCAAUUCAAGAACUGGAACCACACGAUGCGAUUUCCACUUGAUAGCUUUGCUCUCAACGCCACCAGCCGCAACGAUGCAGCAAACGAUCGCAUUGGAAGACAGCAGCCGAACAACCGUGACAUGCUUUACAAGCUGCUAACAAUGUAUCAACCGUUUAAUCAGGUCAGCAACAAAGCCAAUGGUGGUAUCAUCGGAAACUUCGAAACACUUCACGAUGGCCUUCACAACGCUUUCGGACUUGGUCACAUGGGUAUUGUCGAAGUUUCUGCAUUCGAUCCCGUGUUCUGGUUCCAUCACGCAAAUAUGGAUCGUCUCAUCGCUCUGUAUCAGUACCGAUACCCAGAUACUUGGAUCGAAGACGCGGCACAGGUUAAAGGCACUUUCAAGGUUACCAAGGGUGCCAUUGAAGGUCCUGCGUCACCGCUGGCUCCAUUCCACAUGAAUGCUCUCGGUGACAUGUGGACAUCGACCACUUCCCGUAACUGGACGUCGUUUGGCUAUACCUACCCCGAGCUCAUGACAAACCCCUCGAACCAAACCCUUACCUCAACCCUUAACAGACUCUACAAACCGGCGACUCAAGGCUUGAAUAACACAAUCUCGACGCCAGGCGACAGCGCUGGUAACAACAGCACUGCGACCACCACAACCAAGGCAAUAGACUGGUUGUGUGAAGUCAAAAUGCCUACAGAUAUACAAAUAUCUUACUCCGUUCGUGCCUUUCUGGGAGAACCUGAUGCCGAUCCCAAGAACUGGCCUACAGACCCCAAUUACGUCGGUCAACUUGCCUCCAUGUCUUCUCCUCGCAUGAACUCCGACGUGAUCGUUACGGGCAACAUCGUGCUCACGGAGAGGUUGGCACAGAAGCAUCAGGCAGGAGAGCUGAAAAGCUUGAGUAAGGAAGAUGUUGCUGCCUACCUCAAAGCUAAUUUCAGCUGGCGCAUCCAAGCCUUGGAUUACAGCGAGAUACCUCGCAACAAUCCACCUGCUGGUCUCAACGUUGCCGUAUUCAACGUCGCAGUCUCGAUUCCCGAGUCUGACGAUGAAGUCCCCACUUGGGAUGGUGAACUUGAAUACAACCCUGAUAUCAAGGGUAAUCCGCCAGUGUACAACGGUCUUGGCCCUGGUGGUACCAACUCCACCACUCCUGCCGAUGAUGUCGCCGGUCACUUCGACUCCUCAUCCGGCCAGUGGGUGUGGAAUAACGCCACAGAAAAUGCCGCCGGUCAAGCUGGUGGUCAAGGUGGAACUAAGGUUAUGCAUGAGACGGAAGUGGUCACGCAGUACAUUACUGUGGGCGCUGACGUGACUCCAACGCCAGAAGUAAAGCCUUCGACUACCACUGCUCCUGCACUUACCGAGGAAGCUUCUUUUACUCCAGUGAAUGUUGGUACUCGGACCAAGUUCAUGACCUCAGUGAUCAUCGAGUAUGCAACGGUCUUGCCGGGCAAAAGCUAGGCUUCAGAUCAACACUCUUUCCUUUCAAGUUCCUUUCGCGUACAGGUUUCUGUCGCUCGUUUACGCUCAUUCAUUUUCACGAGUGGUCAGUUUGCGGAAGUAUGGUUAGAUUUGAUGUGAGGUCGGUUCGGCGCUGAAAUCCUAGACCUCCUAUUGAAGAAAAUACGGAAAUCAAAGAUAUCUAGAACUGGCCGUAACGGAAGAAUCUGGACAUAAAUUGCACGUCCUUAUCUCUCAUGCA
Boeremia exigua is the source of this 2675-nucleotide messenger RNA. RefSeq names its product common central domain of tyrosinase-domain-containing protein. Lineage: Eukaryota; Fungi; Ascomycota; Dothideomycetes; Pleosporales; Didymellaceae. Gene Ontology annotation, molecular function: oxidoreductase activity. The record is from RefSeq and is a predicted model, not a curated record. Bases 284 to 2434 code for a protein of 716 amino acids. The transcript has 3 exons.